This is a messenger RNA of Phacochoerus africanus (Common warthog), 1464 nucleotides long. It is a transcript of the gene DEGS2, whose product is annotated as delta 4-desaturase, sphingolipid 2. The record is from RefSeq and is a predicted model, not a curated record. The transcript is spliced from 3 exons. The coding region runs from base 78 to 1049 and encodes 323 amino acids. Gene Ontology annotation, biological process: ceramide biosynthetic process; sphinganine metabolic process. Gene Ontology annotation, molecular function: sphingolipid delta-4 desaturase activity. Gene Ontology annotation, cellular component: membrane. NCBI's taxonomy places the organism in Eukaryota, Metazoa, Chordata, Mammalia, Artiodactyla, Suidae.
GGUCCUGGCGCUGCGCGCGGCCAGGGACAGGUGGGGCGCCGCCGUGCACCGCUCCCAGCCGCGCUCCCGGCCCCACCAUGGGCAACAGCGCGGGCCGCAGCGACUUCGAGUGGGUCUACACGGACCAGCCGCACACGCAGCGGCGCAAGGAGAUGCUUGCCAAGUACCCGGCCAUCAAGGCCCUGAUGCGGCCGGACCCCCGUCUCAAGUGGGCGGUGACGGGGCUGGUGCUGGCGCAGCUGCUGGCCUGCUGGCUGGUGCGGGGCCUGGCGUGGCGCUGGCUGCUCUUCUGGGCCUACGCCUUCGGGGGCUGCGUGAACCACUCGCUGACGCUGGCCAUCCACGACAUCUCGCACAACGCCGCCUUCGGCACCGGCCGCGCCGCCCACAACCGCUGGUUCGCCGUCUUCGCCAACCUGCCCAUGGGCGUGCCCUACGCCGCCUCCUUCAAGAAGUACCACGUGGACCACCACCGCUACCUGGGCGGCGACGGGCUGGACGUGGACGUGCCCACGCGCCUCGAGGGCUGGCUCUUCUGCACGCCGGCCCGCAAGCUGCUCUGGCUGGCGCUGCAGCCUUUCUUCUACUCGCUGCGGCCGCUCGUCGUGCACCCCAAGGCCGUGACCCGCAUGGAGGUGUUCAACGCCCUGGUGCAGCUGGCGGCCGAUGCCACCAUCUUCGCCCUCUGGGGGCUCAAGCCCGUGGUCUACCUGCUGGCCAGCUCCCUGCUGGGCCUGGGCCUGCACCCCAUCUCGGGCCACUUUGUGGCCGAGCACUACAUGUUCCUCAAGGGCCACGAGACCUACUCCUACUACGGGCCCCUCAACUGGAUCACCUUCAACGUGGGCUACCACGUGGAGCACCACGACUUCCCCAGCAUCCCCGGCUGCAACCUGCCCCUGGUACGGAAGAUCGCGCCCGAGUACUACGACCACCUGCCCCAGCACCUCUCGUGGGUGAAGGUGCUCUGGGACUUUGUGUUUGAGGACUCCCUGGGGCCCUAUGCCAGGGUGAAGCGGGUGUGCAAGGUGGCAGAGGAUGGCCUGUGAGCCCGGCGCCCAGAGUGGACGGACCCUUCCGAGCAGAGGUGGGAGCUGGGCCUCUGCUGUCAGGCUGCUGCCCGGCCUCGCCCAGCCACACCCACCUGCCGCAGAGCUGGCUCUCCCUGUCCCCUCGCGGUCUAGUGCCCAGAACUGGUUUGGCUGCAUUUGGUUCCUGCACCCUGGCCUGUCCUCUUGGCCUCCGGAGCCCCGAGACCACGCCUGGCGACGGUGGGCACAGACCACAGCUUGGAGAAGCUUGGUCUGCACAUGGACGAAUGACCUCAGGCCGGGCCGCCCUUGCCAGGCCUCAGGGGCGAGGCCUGGCCCCACCCUGGCGCUCUGUCCCAGGGUCUCCAGGGAGCUGAUUUCUCUGGUGUUCCCAUGCCCUAAAUUAAACCCAGCCUUUGUUUUCAGGCUCACA